CACAUUCAGAGCAGGAAUCAAAACAAGAGACGGACACGCCUCUUUGGUAUGUUACCUUUGCUGUCAUAACUGCAGAAAUCGAUGGUGUUAUACUGUAGCUGUGAAAAACUGUAGACCUGCCAUCAAGAAGACGUCAGUAUCAUUGCAUACCUCAAUCAAAACAAAUGGAAUCCGCUGAGAUGUCAUUCCACAACAGCCGUUGAUAGGGGAUUUUAUUGAUACGUGGAUCUCAGUAAAAUGCCCAACCAGAAAAGCAACAAGGGGAAAAGGAGCAAACGCACCAACAGUAGUGGAGACGAACAAGAAAAUGGAGCCAGUGCAGCCGCAACAGGAGGAGCGCCAGGGCUAACGACAGCAUUACUAGGGGCUACAGCUGCACCGAUAAACGAACACACAAGUGAGGCCCCAUGUGCGACCCCCCUGGUGUGCAGUUUGGGCCGGCCCAUCCACCUGGACAAGGAUGACUACCAGCGCGUGCUGUGCAACAGCGAACUCUGUCCCUAUGGCAACUGGAUGCACCUGCAGUGCUUUUACGAGUGGGAGAGCAGCAUCUUGGUCCAGUUCAACUGCAUCGGCCGCGCCCGCUCCUGGAAUGAGAAGCAGUGCCGUCAGAACAUGUGGACCAAGAAGGGCUACGACCUGGCCUUCAGGUUCUGCUCCUGCCGCUGUGGCCAGGGUCACCUGAAGAAGGACACGGAUUGGUACCAGGUCAGACGCACGCAGGACGACCGCAAAAAGAAGCCGGAGAAGAGCCUGGGCAAGGCCGGGGCGGUUGGGCUGGCCGGGGCUGUGGGGGGGCUAGAGCCGCUGGACGACCCCAAGAAGGGUAGGCUCCCUGGGGGAGCUGCAGGAGGAGGGAAGCUGGCCCAGCGGGCCUCCAGCCAGGAACUACCACACAGACAGUCCUUGGAGCACCAGAGCUCGCUGGAGAGGGGCCUGUUCUCCAGCAGCGUUCUGGGCCCUCGGUCACCCUGCGACUCCCCGGGACAGUCCCCUCCCUCGGGCUUCUCCUUCUUCUCUCCCCCCGCGGCCUUCACCGGCCCCCGGGGGUCCCGCCACCUUGGGGAGUUCCUGAAGACAGCCGUUCACAUGGAGUCCCACCGGAAGCACUUAUUGGCUAGCGGAGUCCUGGGGCGGGGCGGGAUGGGAGGGGCUCACCUGGACCCAGGCGUGGUCCUCCCCUUGCCACUCCCCCUGCCCCGCUUCACCCCCGGCGGGAUGGGGGGGGAGGCACAGGUGCAGUUCCUGAGGAGGCUGGACCUGACAGAGCUGCUGACUCACGUCCCCCGCCACAAGCUCAACACCUACCACGUCCGCAUGGAGGACGACGCCCACACUGGCCAAGGGGAGGAGCUACGCAGGUUCAUCCUGUCAGCCCUAAGCGCCAGCCACAGGAACAUGGUGAACUGUGCCCUGUGUCACCGGACGCUGCCCGUAUUCGAGCAAUUCCCCCUGGUGGACGGAACGCUGUUCCUCAGCCCCUCCAGACACAACGAGAUUGAGUACGACGUGCCCUGUCACCUGCAAGGGAGACUGAUGCAUCUGUAUGCCAUCUGCGUGGAUUGUUUGGAGGGGGUCCAUAAGAUCGUGUGCAUCAAGUGCAAGUCCAGGUGGGACGGGAGCUGGCACCAGCUGGGCACCAUGUAUACCUACGAUAUCCUGGCGGCGUCGCCGUGCUGUCAGGCCCGACUGAACUGUAAGCACUGUGGGAAACCAGUGGUGGAUGUCCGCAUAGGGAUGCAGUAUUUCUCUGAGUACAGCAACGUUCAGCAGUGCCCCCACUGCGGAAACCUGGACUACCACUUCGUCAAGCCAUUCUCCUCCUUCAAAGUCCUGGAGGCCUAUUGACACAUGUUGUGUAUGCAUGUUAGUGACAUUAGUUUGUUCUUCUUAGUUUAAAAAAAAAUAUAUAUAAAUAUCUAAGAGUUAUUUUCCGGGCCUUACAAACACUACGAGCUAUAGCCUUCAGCAUUUUCUUUUUGUAUGUUUUAGAAAAGAGUAUGGUUCUGUUCUCUACCAUUUCUGACAAUGUCACUGGUAGAUCUGAACACAAGCACUUAAAAAUACAAGCUACACAUCAUACUGUGACAAGUGAAUGUAUCUGUAUGCCAAAUUUGCUUUUUUUACUCAAAGUAUGAAAUUAAUCUCUCAAUAAAGGAGAGAAAGUUA
Messenger RNA from Hypomesus transpacificus, 2169 nucleotides. RefSeq names its product hdc homolog, cell cycle regulator (gene heca). Lineage: Eukaryota; Metazoa; Chordata; Actinopteri; Osmeriformes; Osmeridae. Bases 238 to 1848 code for a protein of 536 amino acids. The record is from RefSeq and is a predicted model, not a curated record. The transcript has 5 exons.